ACGUAUCCAAUAGUUAGGUACCAGAAUUUGAUCCAGUCCCGUCUCGCAUGGUCGCCAUGGCCCCUCUCCUGUCUUUAGUGUGUUUAGUAGUGAUAAGCCUUUCUGCAGCCCAAGAAACAACAGUAGUCCCAGGAUGCUAUAUCCGCCAGGCAGAUAUUGUUUUCCUGUUAGAUUCUUCAAACAGUGAAGGAGCCGCCAAUUUUGAAAAACAGAAAGAUUUCGUCUCAACGUUUGCAAAUUCCUUAAUCAUUGGUCCCGAUGACAUCCAGAUUAGCGUAGUUACGUUCGAGUCCGACAUCCACAACCAGUUCAACUUAGACACAUACGAAAAUAAAACAGACCUCUUGGACGCUAUCAAAAACAUUUCAUUCGUAGCGGGUAACACGCUAACAGAGAAAGCCCUUAACUUCGUUCGUACUGUGAGUUUCACAAACUCUUCUGGCGAUCGUGCGAAUGUGGAAGACAUUCUGGUCGUUUUAACUGAUGGCCAUUCUACGGACAGGAACAGUACUCUUGAUGAGGCUGAGAUGCUUCACAACACAUCCACCAAGGUCAUCACCAUCGGAAUCGGAGCUGAUAUUGAUAUCUCUGAAUUAAAUGCUAUUGCCUCCGAUCCAUCAAAUGCUUUCACAGUUCCCGACUUUGAUGCACUCGCCGGUAUCCAGAACUCUAUUUCCGCCCAGGCUUGUGUCGUUUUUGUUCCAACCACCACUCCUGAACCAACCACUACUUCUACCACUACCGAACCACCCUGCUUCAACCGUGUGGCCGACAUUGUAUUUUUGCUGGAUUCCUCUAAUAGUGAGGGGGCUCAAAAUUUUGAAUUACAAAAGGAUUUUGUGCGAAAUUUUGUAACAAAAUUUGUGCCAAAACUAGGCACCGACGGCGUUCAAAUCAGCGCAGUAACCUUCGAGUCUAAUGUUCAUAACGCUUUUGAUUUGAACGAGUAUGAAAACGCUACUGAUAUCUUAGAAGCAAUUAGAAAUAUCACAUUCACUCCCGGAAACACCCUGACCGACAACGCUCUCAAGUUUGUCCGGGAACACAGUUUCACCAAUACAUCCGGUGAUCGUCCAGAAGCAAACAACAUUCUCGUGGUUUUAACUGACGGCCAAUCUACGGACAGAAACCAAACCGAUAUUGAGGCAAACGCCCUCCACAACACAGAUACCAAGGUCAUUACCAUUGGAAUUGGAGCUGGUGUAGACGUCACUGAACUAAAUGAAAUUGCUUCACAGUCGGGACUCGUCUUUACUGUUCCUGAUUUUAAAGCUCUCAGCACAAUUGAAUCUCAAAUUGGACGUUCAGCAUGUGCCACUCAGCCACCAACCACCACCACAACAACAACCACGACAACUACUCCAACUACAACCACCACGACAACCACCACCACGACACCGGGAAUCUUCAAUAUUUUGAUUCAGUUCGGUUAUAUUUUAACUGCAGCUUGCAAUGUCACUCGGGCCGACAUAGUGUUCCUUCUAGACACCUCCAACAGCUUAGGGCAGGUCAAUUUUGACCGUCAGAUUCGGUUUGUUCUGGAUGUGGUCAAUGCAUUGGACAUCGGUCCAGAUGGCACACAAGUCGCUAUCACCACAUUUCAAACGGAUAUAUAUAAUGUGUUUCAACUGAAAGAUUUUGGAAACAAAGUUGACAUGGAAAACGAAAUAAGAAAUAUCAGGUUUACUCCUGGAAAUACGUUCACGGACAAAGCUUUAAGAUACGCUCGAGAUGUGAUGUUCCAACCAGAAAACGGUGAUCGACCUGACGUCCGAAAUGUUCUCAUCUUGAUGACCGAUGGUCAGUCCUCUGACCAAAACGGGACGAUGAAACAGGCAGAAGAAAUCCACAAUACGACCAAAAUCGAUGUCAUUACCAUUGGCGUAGGGAAUUUGAUUGACAAUGCCGAAUUACUUGCAAUAGCAUCAAAGCCUUCGUAUGAUUUGUCUGUCGAUGACUACUCUGAAUUGAACAGCAUUCUGGCAGAACUUGGACUUCAGACUACAGGAUGUAUCAUCACCCUGCCACCAACGACAUCAACAACAACAAUGAUAACAACUACAGCUCCAACAACACCGGUUCCUGUUGAUCUCGAUUGUAACAAAACAGUCGCUGAUGUUUUAUUCCUCGUGGACUCUUCGUCAAGCGUUAACAGUGUAAAGUUUCAACAGGAGAAAGACUUAAUUUCGGAGAUAGUGCAACAGUUACCCAUCAGUCCAGACGAUGUCCAGAUUGCCUUUGCUACAUAUUCAUCAGAAGUCCACAGCAGUUUCUUCUUAAACCAAUGGUACAACGUUAGUGAAAUCGUUAACGAGAUUUCACAAACUGUUCAAACAUCGUCGCCUGGAGUAUCGAUGCCAAGAUUGGGACUAGAAUUCGCUGAAGAAGUCUUCAAGCCUAUAAACGGAGACAGGCAAAAUGCUACGGACAUUGUUUUAGUAAUCAGUAACGGUGAUUCCAUAUAUGCUUCAAACGCUGAUAACGUAGUGCAACGUUUACAGAAUAGGAACGUCACCAUAAUCACAUUUGCUUCAGAGAAUUCAACUGAACUUCAGAAUAUUGCAUCUCCAUCAUUCUCGAUUCAAGAUGAAAACAUUACGACAGUUGGUCUACCGUCUCAAAUUAAAGGCAUGAUUGAUCAGAUAUCUGGAUUCGUUCCCUGUCCAACCACCACUCCAGUUCCAACAACAACACCUUCGACUACCCUUACGACUAUCACAACUACAACCACGCCCCCUCCUACUACGACAGUUACUCCCGCUUGCAGUAAGAUUGUGGCUGACGUGUUGUUUCUCGUGGACUCGUCAAACAGUGUUACUGAUGAAAGGUUUGAGACAGAGAAGAAUUUUACAUCUCAAGUAAUCCAGCAAUUUACCAUCGGUCCUGAUGAUGUCCAGAUUGCAUAUCUGACUUUCGAAACGCUUGUUCAUAGUCAAUUCCAAUUCAACACAUUUAACAACUCUGCUGACGUUCUGGCUGCCGUUCAGGCAACUAGUUACACACCCGGAAAUACAUAUACUAACGUCGCUUUACAAUAUGCACGCGAACAGGUUUUCACCCCGCAAAACGGCGACAGAGCAAACGUCUCGAACAUUGUCGUACUAAUGAGUGAUGGAGAAUCGACAUUUCCAGAAAAAACUUCAAAUGAAGCAGACCUUAUUAAGGCUAAUAAUGUGACCAUUGUAACAUUUGCUAUUUCUGACGCCGCUGACACGACGGGCUUGACUGAGUUACAGGAAAUUGCAUCACCAACAUUUGCUGUUAAUACCUCAUUCACGGGGCUCAUUUCCAAAGUCACGGGAUUGGCUGACGUAAUUUCAGGGCUAUCACUUUGUCCCCCAACUGCUCCUCCGACUAAAAACCCAUGCUUUGCUCCUGAAGCGGACAUAGUAUUUUUGAUGGAUUCAUCAAAUAGUCUUGGACCAGAGAACUGGGAAAAAGAGAAGCAAUUCGUAAUGGAUCUAAUUGAUAAUCUCAACGUGGGCCCCAACGACAUGCAAGUCAGUGUCGUAACGUUUGAAUCUAACCCAACGGUCCAAUUUUACUUAAAUGAUUAUCAAAACAAAUAUGACGCAAUAGCAGCGAUCAGUAACAUAACUUUCAACACCGGAAACACCCUAACUGGAAAAGCUUUAGAAUUCGUCAAUGACUUCGUCUUCGUCGAGAAUGCCGGUGAUCGUCCUAAUGCGAACAAUAUACUGGUCGUGCUAACUGAUGGAAAAUCUAUCGACACCAAUGAAACACUUGAACAGGCCGCUUCUUUGAAAAACGACAGCGUGAAGAUCUUCGCCAUUGGAGUUGGACUUGACGAUAAUGGAAAAUCUGAACUGGAGAGCAUUGCCACUGAUCAAAAUCAUGUUUUCCAGACUUCCGACUUCUUCACACUUUCUUCGCUUCAAUCAGAAAUUGAACUCACAGAGAUUGACUGCAAUUCCACUACGUUACCACCUAUCACAACAAUUCCAACGACCACGCCCACAACAACGCCCACUCCAGAUUGUGAUCAAAGGCGAGCAGACAUCAUCUUUGUACUGGAUUCUUCGAACAGCGAGGGACUUGUAAAUUUCAAUCGCCAGCUCGAUUUUGUUAAGAAUUUUGUUAAAUUGGUCAAAAUUGGUCCAAAUAAUGUCCAAAUAGGAGUAGUAACAUUUGAAUCUGAAGAACAUAACGAAUUUGAUCUGAAUGAACACCUGAAUUCCAAAGAUCUGAUAAGUGCUAUUGAUGGUAUUACUUAUAAACCUGGAAAUACCUUUACCGGUAAAGCAUUAGCGCUCGUAAACAAUCAUAGUCUCACUGCCGCUGCUGGAAAUCGACCAAAUGCAAAUGAUAUAGUCAUCGUAAUGACCGAUGGACAGUCCACAGACCGCAACGAAACACUUGAGGAAGCUGCAAUGCUGAAAUCUUCGUAUCCAGAUCUUGAUACAUUCGCCAUAGGAAUUGGAGCAGGUGUUGACAAUGAGGAGCUGGCUGCCAUCGCUUCUGACAGUUCAAAUGUCUUUCAUGCGCCGAAUUUCCAGUUUAUCUCUGACAUUCUGCCAUUACUUGGAAACAGCACAUGUCUUCCACCUGAAACCACUGGAACUGCGACGACAACUACCAUUGAGCCAGCUCCAACAACAUCAACCGAGAAUCCACGAACAACAGCCCCGAUUACGGCACCAACCGUUCCAAGUCUCCCAAUCCACUGCGCCUACAAGAAAGUCGACAUGGUUUUCCUCCUGGACACAUCUAAUAGUGAAGGUCCUUCCAACUUUGCCAUCCAGAAGAAUUUCGUUUACAACGUAGCACAAAACUUCGAUAUCGGACUAGAUAGAGUCCGUGUAGGCUUGGUCACAUUCGCUUCUAAUGUCUUCAACCAGUUCAACCUAUCAACAUAUGAUAACAGGGCGGAAGUUCUAGAAGCUAUUUCGAAGGUACCAUUCACCCCCGGAAACACCAUCACAGAGGCAGCACUCAAAUUUGUCCGUGAGGAAAGUUUCACCCCAGAGGCUGGAGAUCGACCAGAUGUUGGAAAUGUCCUUGUUGUUUUGACCGACGGUCAGUCAACGGAUAAAAAUGAGACCAUAGCCGAGGCCGAGUUUCUCCACAAUACAAGCACCAAAGUCAUCUCCAUCGGGAUCGGUGCUGGAGUAGAUGCUUCUGAAAUAUCACAGAUCGCUUCCGAUCCUAAGUUGGCCUACACUGUUGCCGAUUUCAACGCUCUUAAAGGAAUCCAAGUUGAGGUUGAAAAAUCUGCAUGCGUUGACGCAAUUGUUUGCGAGGACGAGGAAGAUUGUGAGAGUAUGGGACCAGCUAUCUGUAUGAGAUUCGACGGCUGGGCGCGGAAGAAAUGUGCUAAAUAUUGUGGAUAUUGUAAAAAACCUCAAUAAAUUUCAGAUAUUCUAAAGGAGUAAAGAAGGCCAUUCCAUCACUGUCUAGUAGUUUUUAUCCUCAUCUUGUUUCACACGGAAUGGUGGCAUCACCUAUUUUGGUAUUCUUUGUAGAUUUUCAAAUAAAACACGUAACAUUAUUGACACUUAUAA
Molecule: messenger RNA, 5522 nt
Organism: Pecten maximus
Lineage: Eukaryota; Metazoa; Mollusca; Bivalvia; Pectinida; Pectinidae
Product: collagen alpha-3(VI) chain-like
Exons: 22
Coding region: 48-5369 (1773 amino acids)
Source: RefSeq, a predicted model, not a curated record